This is a messenger RNA of Lathyrus oleraceus (garden pea), 486 nucleotides long. RefSeq lists its product as uncharacterized. Lineage: Eukaryota; Viridiplantae; Streptophyta; Magnoliopsida; Fabales; Fabaceae. Bases 1 to 486 code for a protein of 161 amino acids. The transcript has a single exon. The record is from RefSeq and is a predicted model, not a curated record.
AUGGGGUUUAGUAGCUUGUGGUUAUCUUGGAUAGAAGCGACCAUCUUUUCAAGUCAUAUGUCGGUGUUGGUUAACGAGAGUCCAACGAAGGAAUUUGCAGUAGGAAGGGGCGUAAGGCAGGGUGAUCCUCUAUCACCCCUUAGUUUUGUUAUCUUGGUUGAAGGGAUAUCGGGGUUGAUGAGGAAGGCAAAAGAGGUUAGAGAAUUUAGAGGCUUUAUGAUAAAUGGCAGGAGUAAAGUUGAAAUGCUUCAAUUUGUUGAUGAUACGUUGAUUAUUGGAGAAGGGAAUUGGUCAAACGUGUGGGCUAUUAAAGUAAUAUUGAGAGGAUUUGAGCUAGUUUCAGGGAUGGAAGUUAACUUCAACAAAAGUAGAGUGAUAAGAAUAAAUUUAAGCAACCAUUUUUUGAAUUCAACAGCAAAUAUUUUAUCUUGCAGGGUUGAAAAUAAGUAUUUUUCCUUUCUUGGUAUUCCAAUAGGAGCCAACUAG